Messenger RNA from Amorphotheca resinae ATCC 22711, 1940 nucleotides. RefSeq lists its product as hypothetical. Gene Ontology annotation, molecular function: oxidoreductase activity, acting on paired donors, with incorporation or reduction of molecular oxygen; monooxygenase activity; iron ion binding. The coding region runs from base 24 to 1724 and encodes 566 amino acids. The record is from RefSeq and is a predicted model, not a curated record. The transcript is spliced from 4 exons. Lineage: Eukaryota; Fungi; Ascomycota; Leotiomycetes; Helotiales; Amorphothecaceae.
GUCAAUUUGAUCGUUUGGCUCGAAUGUUCGUUACACAGCCUUUCUCUGUCGAUUCGUACUUAAUGCAGCUACAAUCAGUGAUAAUAGACAAGCAACAUUUCUUGUUUCUAAAACAAUUUGGCCUCCAGCAAAAUGUUCAACAAGACGAAAAUAUUCCAGAAUCCCUCAUUAUCUAUCUCAGAGUCCCAAAACUUGAUCCACGAGAACCACCGCUCGUCUACCCCAGGAUCCCAUUUGUUGGCCACCUCCUUGGAAUGAUCCAGGACCCACAUCAAUAUUUUUUCAAACUGAAUAAAAGGACAAACCAUCCUGUUGCCACACUUCCAAUACUGAACGGGAAAGUUUAUGUGAUAAACUCCCCUCAGUUAGUUCAAGCAGCCUUCCGUAACCAAUCACUCAGCCUUGCCCCGUUGGUCAACGAAUAUGUCGGUCGUAUGCAUGAACUAUCUCCGUCGGCACGACGAUCGUAUGCCGAAGAUGGUAUGCACGAGCGCAUGAUGCAGCUAUUUAUAACGAGAAUGUCUGGUGAAUCUUUAAAGAGGAUGAACACCGUUGCGAUGAGAGAAAUGAACUCAAUCUUUCAGGGUUCUUCUGCCUCGAGGGGUCAAGAAAAGAGGGUGAUUGAAACUGAAAACCUCUGGCUCUGGUUGCGAAAUAUAAUGACAGUGGUUACAACCACGGCGCUGCUUGGUCAAAAGAAUCCCUGGAAAAAGGACCCCUCCCUGAUUGAAGCUUACUGGAGUUGGGAAUCUGGUGACAUCUCACGUCGAACACCUUUAGCAGCAAUAAAGGACCGCGCGUCUCAUCAAGGUCAAAUUGCUAUACGGAAGGCCUUGAAUAUCUAUUUCGCUGAGGAGCAUCACUCAAAUGAUGUCUCCCAGUUAACGGUUGAUACAGUUGCCAUGCAGAAACAAUACAGCUUUAGCACUAGUGACUUAGCUGCUGCGUACUUGCAAGUCAUACAUGCAUCGCUAAUGAAUGCUGUCCCUACCGCCUUUUGGGUGAUGGCCCAUAUUUACAGCCGACAGGAGCUCCUAGCUAGCUUGCGGGAGGAAACAUUUAACGCUGUGAAACAACAAAGCCUUGAGAAUGGCGAGCGCCAAGUUUCCAUUGAAGUAGAUCAAUUAGACAAACUUUGUCCGAAGCUAAUGUCAGUCUUCCGAGAGGCCCAUCGUUUAGCUUCAAUAGCAACAUUACAUCGCCGUGUAGUGGAUGAUACCUUUCUUUCGGAAGGAAAUGGGCCCAACGUUCGCAGCUACCUCCUGAAGAAAGGAAUCACUGUCAUGAUCCCGACAAUAGUUGGUCUUCGUGAACCAAGGUUGUGGGGUGGUGUAGUAGCAGCGGAAUUUGAUCCUGAACGCUUUCUUGGACAGUCUAAAAAGCAACAGGGGAACAGCAGUUAUACCGAACUUCGUGGUACUGAAUCAAUCUCCAACCUCCGCAAAAAAGCUUACUUUCCUUUCGGUGGAGGUAAAGAGCUUUGUCCCGGGCGUAACUUUGCAAUCGCUGAGGUUAUGGGUAUGAUGGUGGUGCUGCUCAACGGAUUUGACAUCACGUCUGCUGAUGGGGGGACAUUGCCUUUGCCAAAGCCUGGCAAGCCGAAGCUCACGACUGGAACUGCUAGACCUGAUCAGAACGCAGACUUGAGAGCCAGGAUCAUGAGGCGGCCAGGAUGGGAGAAUGUUGUAUGGGAAACAGUGGCUGGUCCUAAAGUGACUCCUUGAUUAAGCUAACGCUUCAGAUAGAUAUGUAUCCCCUGCGAGAUAAAAUGCAUAAUAUUAUGCUACUGGUUCCUAUUCUAGUCAAUUAUGAAUGCAUAACUAGUCAAUUGCAAUGUAUUAUUGUACCGGUCCUACCCUGAAUCGUACGAUAUCCUUACCAUCCUCUUCUUCUAUACUCUACUCUCUUUUAACAGAACUGGGUUUUCACCUACAAACCCU